AUGAUUACGUUGUCGAGCUCAUAUAAUAACAUAGAUGAAUACGUAAAAGAUCUCAGCGGAUUCAUUGAAACGCCUCUAGUCCGUCAGAUUACUGGGGAUAUCCACGUCAACGACUCACUCAUCUACGAUGCCUGGGACGCCCUGCCCAGUGACUGGGCAUCCUGGUGGGCUUCGUUUCCAGAUCAUCGCAUAGCUCAACAAGACUUGAUCGACAGCAUCGAAGAGUCAGAACCCUCCUUGCCGGAGAAUGACAAAGUAGAUGAAGGCCGACGACAUCAACCCUUGCCAGACAGGCCAGAGUCGCUGUCUAAGUGGCUCAAGAGCAUCCGGUCCCUCGCCCUUCCACGAGACCAACGCCCCAACAAGACCAUAGCACUUCCAGAGAUCCUCACAGGUCGCAUGAAGACCAAAAAGAUUGCAGAAGUCUCCACCGCCGCAGCAUACAUCCACAACGUCUGCCAAACAAACAAUAUAACCCACAUCAUCGACAUGGGCUCCGGCCAAGGGUACCUCUCAAUCGCACUAGCCUACCUCUUCCCAGAGCUCCACGUACUAGCCAUAGACGGCAGCGAGUCCCAGAUCGCAGCCUCAAAAGCCUGCGCGGCUAGUCUCGGUAUUCCCGAAAGCAGAAUUCAGCAUAUGCGGCGCUACAUCGACGGCACGCCACCUUUGGCGGAUGAAAUAGCUGCCUGGGCCGGACGGGAGAGGUGCAUGCUCGUCGGCCUCCACGCGUGCGGCAAUCUCUCUGAGCAUAUGCUGCGGUACUUUACCACGGUUCCAUUCAUCGUGUGUCUGGGUGCCGUCGGAUGCUGCUAUAACCAUAUCGUCCCGCGUUCCGCCAGUUGUCCUGAUGGAUUCCCUAUCAGUUCAAAGAUGCGAGAGGAAAACGUCACGCUGAGUGCUACGGCGCUUAUGACGGGCUGUCAGGCGCCGAAUAACUGGGAAAGGGCGGAUCCGAGCAAAGAAGAGUCGGUGUAUUCCAAACGGCGCUUCUACCGAGCCUUGUUGGAGAAGAUUUUCCACGAUAAAGGGAUAAAACUCGAUAAGGAGGAUAGACCUGUGUGGGGUGUGCGGAAGGGAGACAUGGCUAGCUUUAAUGCGUUCGCACGCAGAGCAAUGGGGUGCCUCAACAUUGACGAGAGCAAAAUCAGUGAUGCUGACCUGUCGGUUUAUGAGGCAAGGUAUCGAGGGUAUGAGGGCAAAGUGGCGAUCCUUUGGACGCUCAGUGUCCUGUGCUGCAAGGUCGUCGAGAGCGUGAUUGCUCUAGAUCGGUACUUGUUCCUGACGGAGAACGGAGCGCACCAUGUUGAUGUUGUGCCGAUCUUCAAUUACAGAAUAUCACCACGGAAUCUGAUGCUGGUGGCUGAUAAGGCAUAG
Colletotrichum acutatum is the source of this 1377-nucleotide messenger RNA. RefSeq names its product methyltransferase domain-containing protein. Bases 1 to 1377 code for a protein of 458 amino acids. The record is from RefSeq and is a predicted model, not a curated record. Lineage: Eukaryota; Fungi; Ascomycota; Sordariomycetes; Glomerellales; Glomerellaceae. The transcript has a single exon.